UGUGUGAUUAUUCAGGUCUGCCUCAUGGCCACAGAUCCCGGAAGUAGCGUUCAGAUACAAAUGUAUUUCUGAUUGUCCGAGUGCCAGCGUCCUCCUGCUCACCUGUCUGUCUGCAGUUCAUAUUCAGCAACAAUGCGAGUCCCACAUGUGUCCAGCUCUCCACAGAUCCAGGCGCUGUUGACCAGCUCAUCCUCGGGUCUAGAGGACUUCAAAGCUCACGCCGUCUUCCAGGAGAUCAGUAAAAAGCUGCAUGAGGACGGAGAGCAGUUUGUGAAGAAGAUCGGAGGUGUGUUUGCCUUCAAGGUGAAGGACGGGCCGGGAGGAAAGGAAGCCAUUUGGAUUGUUGAUGUUAAGAACGGAAAAGGCUCCGUUGACAACGAUGCUGAGAAGAAAGCAGACUGCACCAUUGCCAUGGCCGACUCUGACCUGCUGGACCUCAUGACUGGAAAGAUGAAUCCACAGACCGCGUUCUUUCAGGGCAAACUGAAGAUCACUGGAAACAUGGGCAUGGCAAUGAAGCUUCAAAACCUGCAGCUGCAACCGGGCAAAGCCAAGCUGUGAGAGGCGGAGCCUCGAGUAGCCCCUCCCACCCAGUUCACUCUGUUAGAGUAGCUGCAGGAGUCAGACACCAAAUGAGUUUCUGUGCUGUAGAGCCUCUUUCUAACAAGGCAAAGUGAUAGUUCACCCAAAAAUAAACAUUUGGUCAUCAUUUCAUAAUGUAAACCAUUCGACUAUUCUUAGUCUUUUUCUGAAGAUAAACUUCAAAUGAGUGUGGGUUUGUGAGUGAAUGAUGCCAGAAAUCUCAUUUUUGGGUGAAUUAUUUAAAUGAAUCACAGGAGUCUGAUAGAUGGUUACUAAAAUACUAUUUUAAUAAUGUUCUUGAUUGCCCCCAACCCCCCGCCC
Messenger RNA from Cyprinus carpio (common carp), 903 nucleotides. Its product is annotated as sterol carrier protein 2-like. Gene Ontology annotation, cellular component: cytosol. Lineage: Eukaryota; Metazoa; Chordata; Actinopteri; Cypriniformes; Cyprinidae. The record is from RefSeq and is a predicted model, not a curated record.